GAGUGGUCUCUCUCCCCCCCCCCUCUACCCUAAAACACACUCACCCACUUCUUCUGUAUAAACCUCUCUCUCUCCUCUCUUUUUCCUCCCUCUCUCUCCUGCCAUGAAAAUCGCAGUUCCUCAGAGACAAAACCUCCUCAGAAAUCUCACAUCUUUGAUGACUUUUGCUUCCUUUCACUUUAUUGUCCGAACGCUCUGAAAACUUUCUCUGAGACCAAAAACAAACGAAUUAAAAGAGACUUAUUUAAUAACAUAAACACAAAAAAAAAAAAACCAAAACCGAACCCCAUGGCCGAGAAUCUCGCUUGUGGUGAGACCAGUGAGUCAUGGAUCAUUGACAACGACGACGAUGAAACCAACUAUGGCGGCAGAUUCAUGAAUAGUCAUCAACUUUUCGGUAAAGACGACAACUUUGGCGGCAACGGAUCAAUUCCGAUGAUGGGUUCUUCUUCGACUUCGUUGAGACAAGACAGAAUCAGAGAGAUGCUGGAGAAAGAGAUUGAGUUUUGCCCUGGAGCUGAUUAUGUUAAGAGAUUGCGUUCUGGGGAUUUGGAUUUGUCUUUUAGAAACCAAGCUUUGGAUUGGAUUUUAAAGGCUUGUGCUCAUUACCAUUUUGGACAUCUGUGCAUUUGUCUAUCCAUGAACUACUUGGAUCGGUUCUUAACAUCCUAUGAAUUGCCUAAAGACAAGGGUUGGGCUGUUCAGUUACUAGCUGUCUCUUGCUUAUCAUUAGCAGCCAAAAUGGAAGAAACAGAUGUGCCUCAAAUUGUUGAUUUACAGGUGGGAGAUCCCAAGUUUGUUUUUGAGGCCAAAACAAUAAAAAGGAUGGAGCUUUUGGUACUCAACACAUUGAAUUGGAGAUUGCAAGCUAUAACUCCAUUUUCUUUUAUUGAUUAUUUCGUCGACAAGAUCAGCAAUCACGUGUCAGAGAAUUCGAUCUAUAGAUCAUCACGAUUCAUCUUGAACACCACCAAAGAAAUUGAAUUCUUAGACUUCAGGCCUUCUGAGAUAGCAGCAGCAGCGGCAGUGUCUGUUUCCAUUUCAGGAGAAACAGAAUGCAUUGAUGACGAAAAGGCUAUUAUGUCUAAAUUCAUAUAUGUAAAACAGGUAAACUCAUCAAAUAUAUUCAGCUUUGGUUUGGUUGUAAUGACUUGAUUGUUGCAAGA
This is a messenger RNA of Camelina sativa (false flax), 1166 nucleotides long. The record is from RefSeq and is a predicted model, not a curated record. NCBI's taxonomy places the organism in Eukaryota, Viridiplantae, Streptophyta, Magnoliopsida, Brassicales, Brassicaceae.